ACGUGAUGCGUCGCGGGGGGUUGGCUGCUACGGCUAAAUCCCCAAAAGAUCUAAAUCUAAUUUUGCAGAGAUAUUCUAUAGUUCUUCGGUGGUUCAACAUAGCCCCUUAAGAACAGCCAUUUACUUCCCCAUUUUUUCUUUUUCUAAUUGAAUAAUGGAUUCUGUAAUGCCGUUGAGAACCACCACCGCCGCCACCGCAACGGCGGCCUCUGCAGCGGCGACGGUAAGACCCCGGUUCUCAUUUCAACUCCUUGCCAAUCCCAGACCUAGGAAACCGGCAUUCUCCUUGCCAGUUCCAACGACUAUUUUCACGACACACCGAGCUCGAAUUUUGCCCCAAUUUACACCAGUUCGAGCUCAAGAGGAUAAUUCAGCUUUGGUUUCUGAAUCCACCAUUCCUGAAGGAGAUGCUCUCAAAAUCAAGGAGUGGGAAGUAGAAAGAUUCCAAGAUGAAAUUGCUGCAAGUCAGGGUAUAAAAAUUAGAAGGAGGCCGACAACAGGACCUCCUUUGCACUAUGUUGGCCCUUUUGAAUUUCGCAUGCAGAAUGAAGGCAAUACUCCUAUUAACAUUCUAGAAGAAAUUAUCUGGUACAAGGACAAGGAAGUCUCACAGAUGAAAGAGAAGAAACCGCUUCUUCUACUGAAAAAACUGCUUAGCGGUGUUCCACCUACCAGGGAUUUUCUAGGAGCUCUGAAAGAAUCAUAUUCAAGAACUGGAUUGCCUGCUCUUAUAGCUGAAGUGAAGAAGGCUUCUCCAAGUAGAGGUGUUCUGCGUGAAAAUUUUAAUCCAGUUGAGAUCGCCAAAGCUUAUGAAAGAGGUGGAGCAGCAUGCCUUAGUGUUUUGACAGAUCAGAAAUAUUUUCAGGGAAGCUUUGAAAAUCUAGAGGCCAUAAGGAAUGCUGGAGUAGAGUGCCCUUUGUUAUGUAAAGAAUUUGUUAUAGAGGCUUGGCAAAUCUACUAUGCUCGGGUCAAAGGUGCUGAUGCAAUUCUGUUAAUUGCUGCUGUCCUACCAAACCUUGACAUCCAGUAUAUGAUUAAGAUCUGCAAAUUACUUGGAUUGACAGCACUAGUUGAGGUGCAUGAUGAGAUGGAAAUGGACCGUGUCCUCGGAAUUGACGGGGUUGAGCUGAUUGGCAUCAAUAAUAGAGACCUUGGAACUUUCAAGGUGGACAUCAGCAAUACCAAGAAACUUCUGGAAGGAGAGCGUGGGGAAAGAAUUCGGGAGAAGGGCAUUAUUGUUGUUGGGGAAUCUGGACUAUUUACUCCAGCUGAUAUUGGUUAUGUACAAGAAGCUGGUGUCAAAGCGGUGCUAGUUGGUGAGUCUCUUGUCAAACAGGAGGAUCCUGCUAAAGGAAUAAGUGGACUUUUUGGUAAAGACAUCUCCUGCUAAGAUGUAGUCAGCUGACUCCUACUUGUUCCUAUCCAGAGUGGUGAUGUUGAGAUUCUUCCCCACAAUUUUGUCAUCUCUUAACAUUUGUAUUGUUCGUCGCCUGCUUGCAAUAGUGUAAGAUGUAACGUAUGGAUAAUAUGCCCUAUGAAUAGAAAUGAUAAUUUGAUACUUAUUGCUGCGUCGGUUCAAACUAUCAAAUGUGGUGCUUUUUAGGUGUUUUAUAGAACUUUACUCGCACGUACCUAAUGA
Solanum pennellii is the source of this 1639-nucleotide messenger RNA. RefSeq names its product indole-3-glycerol phosphate synthase, chloroplastic-like. Lineage: Eukaryota; Viridiplantae; Streptophyta; Magnoliopsida; Solanales; Solanaceae. Gene Ontology annotation, molecular function: indole-3-glycerol-phosphate synthase activity; phosphoribosylanthranilate isomerase activity. Gene Ontology annotation, biological process: L-tryptophan biosynthetic process. The record is from RefSeq and is a predicted model, not a curated record. Bases 155 to 1390 code for a protein of 411 amino acids. The transcript has 10 exons.